This is a messenger RNA of Acipenser ruthenus (sterlet), 10181 nucleotides long. RefSeq names its product protein FAM53B-like. Bases 526 to 1794 code for a protein of 422 amino acids. The transcript has 5 exons. The record is from RefSeq and is a predicted model, not a curated record. NCBI's taxonomy places the organism in Eukaryota, Metazoa, Chordata, Actinopteri, Acipenseriformes, Acipenseridae. Gene Ontology annotation, cellular component: nucleus. Gene Ontology annotation, biological process: positive regulation of canonical Wnt signaling pathway; protein import into nucleus.
AGUCCUCUAACGUUAAAGGUGAUGCACGCAAGUUUCUGUAUAUGACUUUAUUAAAAGUUACAUUGAUGGAGGUGGUUUGUUCUUUGUAAGUUUAGCAUUCAGAUUUUUUUUUUUUUCGUCAGCACCUUGAUAGAACAGGCUAUGCUUGUGUGGAGACACACCAGGCAGUAAUGCUUUAACACCAGCUUAAGACGGCUAUUGCGCAUUUAGUUACUUGCAAACAGUGUAUAUUGCAAAGAAUGUGGGAUUUCAAUGCCUCUUCGCACGACUUGCUUCCUUAAAUGUACGGCUGUGAAGUCGCAUUUUUGUCAAUAUGUCACAGAGGUGGGCAAUGCAGUUCCACGGGGGGAUUGGAGGAGGUUUGGAAAGCAUCCCAGUAGUCUCCCUGUGUUCAGCCAAUGGAAAGCAGUCCCGCUGAACUUUUCAACUGCGGACGCUUUGAAACGGGACACAGUGGCCGGUAAAAAUGGAUCCUGUUGACCUUUGCCUGCACUGGAAUGGAUUGGGAAAAACAAGUGUGUUACCAUGGUGACCAUCCUUACCAAGACACUGGAAAAGAAGGGUGCUGAUGAUGUAACACGCAGAGCCUCAUACUUUGAAAUGCAUAAUCCAAAGAUGAUGAGUAAAGGGACGACUCUCUUCUCCUGCGGAAUUAUGGAAUGCGACAGUUGGGCAGAGCUCAGUCGGAAGUGUCCCUUCCGGAAGGAGACGGCUGGUGCGAAUCUCGAGUCUCUGUGGGAUGCUCUGCCAGAGCCCUGCAAGGAGAGCCCAGCCGGGGCACGGGAGUCUGGUACAGCCAGUGCCGUCACCAGCCUCAUCCGGGAACUGAGCCUGAGCGACACCAAGAGCAGCCCAGCCGCCGCCCCGCCCAGCAAGCGCCAGUGCCGCUCCCUGUCCUUCUCCGAUGAGAUGAGCUCCUGCCGCUCAGCGUGGCGGCCUGUGGGUUCUCGGGUCUGGACCCCCGUGGAGAAGCGGCGCUGCCACAGUGGUGGGAGCGUGCAGCGUAGCUCCAACGGCUUCACUGGCAGCACCAUGCAGCGUAGCUCCAGUUUCAGCCUGCCUGCCCGCUCCAACACCUUCCCCGGCACCGCCUUCUCCCUCGGCUAUGACCUGCCCUGUUUCGGACAGCGCCUUGUCUGCCAGCCCUGGCCAGGCUUCCAGGCCUUGCCUUCCAGCACCGGCUGUGGCCCAGUCAGAGACUCCACCGAGCUGCACAGGUCCCUCUCGCUCUCCCACGAGCAGAUCUCUGCCUUGGAGUACAAGGCCCCAUCGGCCCAGAGCAGCCCAGACUCUACUCCCGAACUGGGGAGACGCACGGGGCCCGGGGGGCUGUCCAGGAGCCGCUCCCAGCCUUGCGUCCUCAAUGACAAGAAGAUCGGGAUGAAGCGGAGGAGGCCCGAGGAGGCCCAGGAGCAGAGACCGUCCCUCGACCUAGCCAAAAUGACGCAAAAGCUCAGAAAUUUCCAUAGCCUUAGUUGCCCUGGUAUUCCCAGUGAAGACUGCUCCCAAACUAACCAAGUGCCUCCCACUUGCAGAGGCACUAACCAAUAUGAGGCUGACCUCAGACCUGCUGGGGGACCAGAGGCGGGGCCUCAACAGAACACUGAAGAGGAUGGGGCCAACAAGGAGGACCUGUCCAAUGAGGAGCUGCACAGUCCAGACAAGGACAGAGACUCCAAGAAGACAGCAGAGAAUGUGGACGAGUGUGUGAACUGGGAGUCUGAGAGCAGGACAGCGGGGGAUGCUUCUCAGUUGGGAGGAGAACUGGACAUUGACCAGAUUGAAAGAAACUGAAGCAAGGAAAGUGUUGACUGGUACCCUGAAGAGCUUUGUGGGGUUCUUAAAGUUGUAUGAAGCCCUGAAACUAAGGGAGGGGCUGAUGCUGGGCACCACAGCAGAAAGCAGGAACACGUCUCAGUCAGUACAAGGGCUCAUGUACCCUAGUUAAGGAGAUCUUACUUUGAAACAAAGUAGAUGUACAGAGUUCGGGCCAUGGAAUUCGGCAGAGUUGGGAAGUGCAGCAUGGUUGUGUGGAUCUUCAGCACACUAGAGAGAAAUACUGUGAAAGUUUAGUGGGGUGACAUGGCAGGGGAGGGUAGGGGGGGUCAUUAUGUUGUUGUUGUUGUAUGGGUCGAGGGGCUUGGUGAAAAGUUUAAAAGCAUUCCUCUGUUCACACACAAAACUACAGCAGACGAGAAUGUUAAUCAGAGAAUGAUUUUGAUGUUGCAACAACCACCAUCGGCCGCCGCCUUCUUGAAUGUCGGGCUCCGUCUUCAAGCAUGGGGAUAGCCGAGGAGAUUGGCUGGAAGAUAACAGAGGUUGUAAAGUACUACAGGCUGGAUAUCUUAAGCUUUUGCACCAUUUGCACCAUUUUCUUCUGAAAGGAGAUCAAAAACAGUAAGAACUGUUUUAUGUUGAGAAUUGUCAUUUCAGGGCCUCUUUGUGUGCAUCUUACUCGUUUUGUAACUGUUAACUGUUUUUAAUUUUGUUUCAGAAAACAAGUGGUUUGAAUUUUGCAAAAUCAAUUGAUGUCUGAAGUAAACCAGUUUUUUUUUUUAAUAAUGGGCAUGGGGAAUAGUCAACUUUUGCAGCUGUAGGCAUAUACUGCAGUUUGCCAGUAAAAAAAAGGUUAAAUUAAGUUUGCUGAACAUUCAGCUAGGGGGAGGAUAUAAACUGUUUAAUUUUUUUUUUUUUUUUGGUGAAGCCACCAUUUAAAAAAAAUAAAUCAAUAAUAAAUAAAUAAAUAAGUGACUUGCAAUCAUUAAAGCAAUGACAUUAUUUGCAUUUGGAGAUUUGAAUACAAUUUAAAUAAAUAAAUAAAUAAAAACACACUUCUAGAAAUAGUGACAUAAAAAUGUUACUCUUUUGUGCUUUUGUAUAACCAAGGCAGUACACAUUUUAUAAAAUACACAAAACUUUUCAGUUGAAAAUGAAGAGCUCUAUUAAAUAUAGUCAAUAAAAGGUCAAAACAGCUAUUUAUUUAUUUUUCUCCUUUUGGACCCAAGUAUGGGUCAAUUGAGUUGCCAGGAUAUUUAGCGAGAGGGUACCAGAAGGUCACAUGCUGCCCAUCAAAGGGGUGCCUGCCAAUUCCAAGCACAACCAACAGAAGAAAAUAAAGGUCCCUGUAUAUCUAACCAAACUCAUGAAGAAUUAUGUUUUCUGCUGUUAAUUAUUAAUGCCAUGAAAACAAUUGGCUGACCUAACAUAAGACAUGAAACCUCUCCAACAAACAAACCAAAUUACUACUAUGCCUUGUACCCCUUCACUGCUAAAUAAGAACUAAAAUAACUAAAUCUUCCACAGCACCAUAUGGUCUCCAGCGGUUUGCAGAAACCGAUACAAACAAGUGCUAUUCUUAUUUUGAAACUGUAGGGAAUUGUCUCAUUUGUUUGAAGCCUGUUGGGAAGGCAGCAGCAGAGCGUUAUGCAUUGCUCCCCGCAGCUGUUCAUAUUUUGCGAAUGUUUGGGUUAGCCCUGAAACCCUGUGGCAAGACAAGGGGCAUCAUAUUGAGGAACCUCAUUUUACUGCUUUGUGCUGCGAAGAUUUGGGCCUGUUUUGCUGUGCUGUAUAGACUUGUUGCAAUUACAGUCAUUCUUGAGAUGUAUAUCUUAGGAGAGGCCUGAAAUCCCUCCUGAUGAGUUGGCAUUUUAGGGUCAGCUGCUGUUAACUUUAACCCUUUGCUGCCCAGUGUCCAAAAUAUUUAACAUUGAGAAAGUAAGGAUUAAAGACGUAUGGGAACAUACCCAGGGCAGUAAAGGGUUAAAAUCGUAUCUGGGGUUUGAAAAGAGAAAAGGCUUUCAGAUGAGGUAUGUGUUCAGCAGUGUGUGUGUUUUUAGGAAGUCAGUCGGCACACUUUUUACUGUUGAUUUCCUACCACAGUGUUGCUCUUUGUCUCUCACUGAUGUGCACUUCGUUUAACUGCGGUUCACUGCUGUAUGCAGACCAAAAGUAAAAGACCCCCACACACCAGAACCAGGAGAUCAUUAGAGCCCAUAUACAGCCAAACCCUUUUUAAUACCACCUGCAAGGAUCUAUACGUACCAAUCUGAGCUCACGUUGCUUGUUAUUAAUCUGUCUGCUGUACACUGGGUAUGUUUUUACACUACACUACUCUAUCCAGAUGUUAGGAGCCCAUGCGGUUUGCAGCACUGAUAUGUCCUGUCGCCUUCUACUCUGGUGGUCUCUGGGUAAGCAGGGGAAGUCACAGCUGUGAAGUGUGCUUAAAGGGUUAGAUCAGUUUCUAGUGUUUCAUUUCCACGCUGCAGACUGGGCUCAGCAAUGAAAGAUGAAUAGGACAGAUGGAGGCAGUAAGUAGGGGACAGGAGGUGCAAUGAGUGAGUCCUAUUGAAAACUGCAUGUAGAGAGUGGGAGUAGUUUCAUUGUGGAAAAGGGAAUGAGCUUCUUCCUCUAAAAUGAGAACUCCAGCACAUUAGUAACAACCAGGGGCUCUCAGGAGAGGGCUGGCUUAUAGUUUUAUGCUUUCAGAGGGGCUGCAAACUUAAGAAAUAAUUACCAGAAAUAAAACAUCCAAAUUAAGCUUUACUAAGGGGAAAUUGGAGGAUAAAAUCAGCCUCUGGUGUAUGGUCGUUACACAGGGUUCAACUUGUACAGGGAAUGGAAUUUUGAUUGGGCCGAUAGACUUUUAAGAUUAGGUGAGUGUGGAGCUGUGCAAAAGUGAUGUCGUAUUUGUAACUCGAUAAGAAGCUCACCGCUUGUCACAGAAAGAUUAGCAUUUCCCCCUAUCUCCAAGUUCUUAACAGAGCAGCAGACGGGGACCUUGGUGUGGUGAGGCAUGCUGCAGUAAAACCCUGCCUUGUUUUCCAGGAGCGCUGUAACCACCCUCCUCGUUAAAGAAACAAAAUACAUAAGCGCUGAGGGGGGAAACCUCCAUGCUGUGUGAAAAUAAUCCAUGUGCCAUUUUCAGUGCCAAGGUGUGGCAAUGUUGUCAGAAAGCGUACCACUCUAUACAGUGUUUUUUUCCCAAGGACUGUUGAUACAGCUGCCGCCCAAGCGACUCGGUUGGGGAAACAAAUAAGAAAAAAACUUUUUCUGUUUAACGAGUCCUACUUUCUCUGGAAAUAAGAACACAAAUAAAAUAGGGGAAGCAAUAUGAUGUGGACCCAGCAGGUUGAAAACAAAACGUUGUGUGUUGAGCGGUUACACAGGAGUUUCCUGUCAGCUGACCUGGAACUUCCUGUCCACAGCCAUCCUUGAAGCAGGAAGCUCACAGCCACAGGCAAGUGAAGUAUUAAAGAAAAACUGGGAAUGGCAGCUAAAAAGGUGGCAACCGCAGGACCACUCAAAACAAACAGCUGUGUUUCUAGGUGCUGUUGGUACAGUGGAUGAUAGGUGGGAAGCCAAUGCCUCAAGCUGUUCAUACACAUAGGAUUGCCAAAAAUAACAUAGCAGGCAUAUAUAUAAAUUAGGGAGAUUAUUGCUAGUAUGUUUGGGAGUAAGGUUCUAAGACUGCUGUAGUGUCAUGUACAAAACAGCAGGAGUCUUUAAUACUUUCGCUAGCUUUCGUCUUAAACAUUUUAAUAAUGUAAUGCAUUUUUACUCCAAAUAAUAGUAGAUGUUCAGGUUUUGUCAGUCUGUAGUCAGCAUGACAUGUGCGGGUCAAGUUGCUGUUUAGAAUACAGCAUUUACUGGAGAAUAUUUGAAAAUGUGCCAAACUACUGUAUGAUAUUGUCAGGGUUUAUGAAAUGGUUGAUGGUGCUAAGCAAGUUGGUAAAACCUUUUUUGUUGCGCUGACAGAUCCUCAGAAAACAAGGGGUGACAAUUCAGAUGCCACCCCUGGUACUGGAGAUUCAAGAACAAGGUAAUUUCAGUAGCUCAGUGUGCUGAAACAGUGCAGGUAAAGCAAGGGGGUCUGUUGUCUUGUACAGCACUUGCAAAACAUCAGCCCCUGGGAAGAGAGGCAGCUAUAUGGCUUCGAAUGUCCUGAAUGUCUGUCAUAUUACACCACUUUCGGAUCACUGUAGGCUGCAGUUAGCAGACCUACUGUAUAUGACCCCACCUCAGUGUGACAGAUGCAUAUCAAAUACAUUCUAUUCACAGUUCUGCAUUGCCUUGUACCCUGAGGUGCUAGGCUGGUGGCUAUCGUAAUGACAGUAUGUGAAUACUUGUUCCAUUUUGAAGAGUCUUUUUGCUCUGUCAGAGCUAGUGAAAUCUAACACCAAAGGACCAGCCCAGUUGUUUUAAUUUAAAUAUAAAUGAUAAUAUAACAGGACCGGAACUUAAAACAUGCUGAGGUUACCACUGAUUUAAAAAAAUAUAUAUUGGCAAUGAUUAUUAUUGUAUCUAAAAAAUGUUGACGUGGGAUGUGCUUCCCACAGGAUCUGAGGCCUGUCUCUUAUGCGUACUGGAUAGCAAUCUAGACUGAAAUUUUAUAGCAAGGGCCAGGUUGGAAUAAAAACUGGACUGGAAUGGCUCACUGGAGGAGACAUUGAGCAGCUCUGGAGUGAAAUUGAAGCAGUAUUUGUGUGUGGUGAGAAAGUGAAGCAUCAUGGGAUACUUGGCAUUCCAUAAGAAAAACGUGACCUCCUCUGAACAGUGUAACUUCUUUCAGCACGGAGCCCCAUACAUUACACACCCUGCUGUAUCCACCUUAUGGGCUACUGCUGCCAACUGAGACUGGAGAUUGCCAUGGAAUCCAGCAUGGGGAGAGAUGGGGGUAGCAUGUGUAGGGUCAGUAGCAGCAAUAGCAUAACGAACACUGCUGUAUAACCAGUUUGCCUUGUUAGAAAUAUAAUAUACCACCAUAUAACCGGUAACAUCAGAAACUGCAGCCUAACAGCUUGGUCGUGUGCAGCAUUCUGCAGCAAUUCAUCAAGUAAGAAAAACAAGCAGCAGCCUUAAACUAUUAUUCCAGUUGAUAUCUUCUUGUAGCUUCAAACUUGUGGGCAUCUGUAUAUGUCUGAUUUCUCUGUAACCUAAGAUAGCACAAAGGUUGGAAUUAAGUCACAACUGUAGUUCUGCUAAAGCAAAGGUUGACAAUCUUGGCUCAUCCAGCCUAUGACAUUGCCGGACAUAGUUCCAAGCAGUUCCUUAAUUGUUUAAUUGUAUCUUAAUGAAUAAUCAAGUAAAUAAUUAAUGGGCCUGGUCAAGUCAUGCAAUGGAAUGGUUUAUAAGAGCCAUGGCUGCCUACCAUUGUGCUAUAAAAUUUAAUUAGAUCAGAAGUAAUUGAAUUUACUAGGCUUGCGAAAUAAAAUUAAAAUAAAAAAAGAUCAGAACCUGCGAAGCCUCCAAGCUACUUUAAAAAUCCCUUGAGAUAUGCAGUACCUCCUGAAUUCUAUAUAGCAGGUAAGGCGAGACCUGGGAGUGGGCACACCUAACUGAAGCGCUAAUAGUGGCCUUUGAAGCUGCAGAUGAGAUUCCACCUUUCUUCAGGACAUCAUCCUUGUGUUUCCAUCGAAAGCACACAGCACUAAUGCAGCAGAUCAUGUCUGCAUCUUGGAGUGGCAAAACCUCUACCUGUUUAAAUAUAAGCCAUGUCAGCAGGUGUGCCGUGGGGUGAUGUCUCAUCACAGGGACAGUGCAGCCAUGCCUUCCAUAGAGUUGUACUGUGGGCGGGGAUGGGGGAGAAGUGUGAGAACUAGUUGAGGAUUAUAGCACAGCCUUGAUGCAGUUUGGGGAAUUCAUUUUUUGCCAAGUCACUGAGUUAAAGAGGUCGUUUAUGUGCAGAACUGUGAAACACAUUAAACAGCUCUUCAGAAACAAACCCAGCUAACCCUUAGUCAUGAAAAUGUAAUGUGUCAGAAAGAGCACUCUGGAAAGCACUAGACUAUAGUAUUAAAUGUCACGUUCAAGGCUGAAAUUCAUCCAUAAAAUGAUAAGUUUUGAAUAGAACAUUAAAACGAUUGGGACAAGUUGCGUAACAGAUGGGAUUGAAAAACCCUGAGUAGCUUCAUUGAAUAGAUAAUGAUGUAUAAUAUUCUAAAGUUGCCUCCACACUUUCCUUUCCAAGCACCUUGAAAGAACCACCUCAGUCUCUGUAUUCAUUUAAAUAAAUUCAUUUAAAUGAACAUCGGUUAUGUUCGUAAUAAAUCACAAAUACUCUUCUGGGGGGCUUAGACUAAGAAUGCAUUUAAAUGCUGGAAAAGGCAAACUGCUGUAUCCUUUACAAAACAGAUCAGAACAGCAGUAAUGUUACAACUGUGCUGUACAUUCCCGUAAUACACCACCUAGGCAGUACUGCUGCAUUGUUUAAAUGUCCAAUGUACUGCAUUGUAAUUCAGUGUAGUACAGUGUUACAGCAAUAUUUGUGAAGGUACGAGUAAAACAUGCAUGCUUCAUAAGUCUUCAUGAAGCCUGUAUGAAUGGAUAUCAGGUUACCAGGCUCUUCUAUAUACAUUUAGAUUACUACCCAAACAUGUCUGCAUAAUUGUUUCUGCACUCUUCAUGUAACAUGCAAGUUAUGAACAAGGUUGUCGGUUUAAUCAUGGUUAACAGCUUCUGAAAAAUAACUGCUGGAGGGAGAUAGCAGCAGGAUUAAUAAAGGCAGUCUGUAUUUACUGUACAUCCAUUGCUCUUUAGAUUAUUAAAUUGACGCCUACAUAUCCUUGUUCAUAAACGUUAUACAUUUUCUGCAUCUCAAAACACCCUGCCAAAUUUAUAUUUAUUGGUCCCUGUGUGUGCUAGGUUUGUACAUUUAUGUGCUGGAAAACAUGGGUAACCAGAGAACAAUGAAAAGGGUUUUAUUAAAUUCUUAAAUAUGGUAUAAUAAUAGCUGGGCAUUAAUGCAAGCACCUUUCUUGUCAUAGCCACCCAGAUCCCAUACUACUUCUUCAGCGCAAUGCAUUUUACAGGCCAGAUACGUGGGGUUUGCAGCGUAUACGUGUAGUAUUCAUGUAGUUCAGUUCUUUGCCUUUUUGUUUUUUUAACACGUGUGUCAUAAACUGGCAAUUGCAAAUGACGUGACAUUUAUUACAGCAUUCAAAGUCUUGUGAAAGGUGGCAUAAAGCAGCAUUGGAGGAGGGGCCAUUCCACCAGCGACAGCAGAAUAGAAAUAGCAUGGUCUUGUAACUACAGUAUGGCUUUUGACUAUAGACUGAUACUGUAAAGGAGUAACACUGUAUGAGUGCUAUGAUGCAGCAGGUUUGCUUGAGCUAAUAGCCUUUUCCUGCUCUUCGCCUUACAGUUAUAACUCCUGUAGCCCUAUCGAAACAGCCAAAGCAGAAGGCACACUAUAAUUUUGUCGAGCUCAAACAGCCGUUCUAUUCCUGGGAAGGGUGAGGGUUCAAGUGGAAGUUCAUUGUCGGAGUGAUUUAUUAUUUCAUUGUGGGUAUGGGCUAUGUCAGUCCACACAUGGAUCAGAUGAAUUGAAUACAAAACUGUACAGUACCGUACGUACUUCUGCUACGUGUUAGCGGCUUGACUUCAGAGUGCAAACCCUGCAAAACUAAGACUUUGAGUUAGCAGCUUGACUUCAGUAAAUUGCAGUCAGUAGCAGGAGUUUGUUUGAGCAUACAAUGCAGAGUACAAAACCAUUAAAACAAAGACUUUGAGUUAGCAGCUUGACUAACUUUCAGGAAAUGAAUUAGCUCAUUGCAGUCAGUAGCAGGAGUUUGUUUGAGCGUACAGUGCAGUAUGCUGCAGUACAAACCCAGCAAAAUAAAGACUUUUGAUUACUUUAAGCUGAAUAUUUUAAAGCCCAGCCCCUAAUUCAGUGUCAAUGACCCUUUGCACAAGCAGCGGUAUGGUCUCUCAGGAAUUUGCUUGUUACUUUUUUUUUUUCAAUUUAGUAGUGUCUGAUUUAUUAUUAUUUAUUUUUUUUAGCUCAGCUCACCGCUACCACCCCUGCGCUGACUCAGGAGGGCAAAGACAAACACACACUGUCCUCCGAAGUGUGUGCCGUUAGCCGCCCGCUUUUUUUACACAUUUCAGACUCACCAUGCAGCCACCCAGAACUACAGCGUCGGAGGACAACACAGUCCUGGGCAGCUUACAGGCAAGCCCGCAGGUGCCCGGCCAGACCACAGGGGUUGCUGGUGCAUGGUGAGCUGAGGAGCUCCCUGGGAUCUCCGGUCCUCGGUUGGCAAAGGAAUAGCCUGGACUCGAACCGGCGAUGUCCAGACUAUAGGACGCAUCCUGUACUUUACGCAAGUGCUUUUAUUGGAUGUGCCACUCGGGAGCCCCAUGUGUGUUACUUUUAAUAUGUAAAUAAACGUUCUGUUUUUGUA